Penicillium olsonii is the source of this 2277-nucleotide messenger RNA. The record is from the annotation of a GenBank genome assembly. NCBI's taxonomy places the organism in Eukaryota, Fungi, Ascomycota, Eurotiomycetes, Eurotiales, Aspergillaceae.
AUGGCGCAAGCCAGCAACAUAGACACGACGGUUGCUUUGCCACGCCUCGAAGACCUCCUCCGCCACCCAGAAGAUCUAGACAAGAUCAGUGGUCUAAAGGCCGAAUACCUACGAAAGAAGGCAGCUGUUGAUUCGCAGCUCCGCGAAGGCCUCCGAGACCAGCUUGAGGCGGUCCAACGCAGCAUCGGUGCCUUGACAGAAGGUCAGCGCCAAGUGUCCAAAACGAAAGAUGAGCUUCAAGGAAUUGAUAAGCUGUGCGCCGAGUCGCAAGAUAGCGUGGAGGACUUCGCGCAGAUCGAUCGGCUUGCGCGGAUCCAACGGCACUUCGACGCUACGCUCAUGAUGAAGCGCGGAUUAGAGAAUUUCGGCGCAGACAUCCAGGAGGUGGAGGAUUUGCUCAGGGAAGACGACGAUGAUAUGGAGAAUCAGCCUAAUAUCCUCCGCGCUCAUAUGCAGAUCUCGCGAUUACGGGAUUUCCGCGACGAGGCUAUGGAUCAGAUUACCAAGGCUCAGGAUCAAAGCAGUGAAGAGACGCUUGAGGAGUACUUUGAAGGCCUAGACUCUGUUAUUGAGUGGUUUGAUGAUCACCUUGGCACGGCUUGUAUGAAUCUCAUCCCUUUGGUGCAGGCGGAUAACAGAAGCAUGGUUGUCCGACUUGCUGUGGUUGUGAUGAACGAAGAGAAGAAUGACGAUACGGUCAGGGCCCUACAGGAAGCUCAAAAGGAUCAUAAGGACUUGGCCAGUCGCUUUAAGUCCAUGAAUAUCGGCCCGAAGACUGUUCGUGGCUACAAAGACAAGUUCAUCCAAGCCAUUGAGCUAUACGCCCAGGGCCAGUUUGAAGAGACACUCGAGUCAUUCCUUGGUGACCCGGAAAACCUGGAAAAGAAGUUCCGCUGGUACUUCAACGAUCUGUUCACAGUCAAGCAGGGCAUGGAAAGUCUUGUUCCAAAGAAGUGGAAGAUCUUCAAGACAUAUACCGACAUUUACCACCGCAUGAUGCACGAUUUCCUACUUACCAUGAUUGAUGACCCCGAGCUCCCUGCCAGCAAUCUCCUCACGAUCAUUCACUGGAGUGACAAAUAUUACAAGAAGAUGAAGAAGCUAGGAUGUGCUCAGACAGACCUCCAACCCAAUAUUCUGGACGAUCGAGAGCCAGAGCUGGUCCACAAAUGGCAGAGCGUUAUUAUCAACGCCGUCGAAGAAUGGAUGGACAGAAUUUUCAACGCAGACAAGAAGUCUCUCGUCGAGCGUGCCGCAGACGCUCUGGACAAUAAUGCAGAAGGUCACUUCCGCACCAAAACAUUGGCCGACAUGUGGCGUAUGCUGCACGAACAAGUCAUGGCAUCAGGGAGCUCCGAUCGUGCAGACUUGGUGGAGGGCGUCAUUGACGCCAUGUUCCGAGCUCUCAAGAGCCGGCAAAGCGCCUGGCAAACACUAGUCGACGAUGAAUGCACAAAGCACCAGAACGGCAGCGCAGAUCAGGAAGGUGUGCAGCUCUUGCAAGACUGGAUGAUCGGCGUAGCAAACGAUCAGAUUUCAUGCAUCGACGACAACGAGGAAGCCGGGGUAUUCGGCUAUCUCACACGGUUCAAGAAUGACUUUGAGUCACUUGUCACACCCAAGUACAUGGCUACGACAGCUAGCAUCGAACUUGAUGCCUUGCGUGAUGGAUACGUUGACCUGAGCACGCACUGCCUGGCGCAGUUCGUGAAUAUUGUCUUCACGGUCGAUCUUGACACGGUACUACCAGAUAUCUUUACCUCAAGAUGGUACGGUGAAUACGCCAUGAAACGUAUCACUUCUACGUUUGAAGAUUACAUGGCCGAUUACACACCCGUUCUUCAUCCAUCCCUUGCAGAGAUUCUAGUCGAGGAACUUUCCGACGAGCUUCUCGUGCGAUACCUCUCCUCGGUCCGGAACAAGGGUGUCAAGUUCCGCCGCAAUGUGGAUCCAUUCACCGAAAAAUUCAAAGACGACGUCCUCACCGUCUUUGCCUUCUUCGAGAAUUACCCAGACUCUUUCGAAGGCACAAUCAAACAAAAGUGGAGACUUGUUGAAUGGCUUGUUCAGCUUCUCGAUACAGACAAGGGUCCUGCCCUCGUCGCUGUCUAUGAGGGCUUCAAAAUCGAGUACUGGGACCUGCAACUCUCCUGGGUUGAGGCUGUGCUGCGCACUCGUGAUGAUUUCGAGAGGAGCAUGAUCACAUCCAUCAAGGCCAAGGCUGCCGAACUAUCUAUUGAACGUGGAAUGGAGACUAUCAUGAGUCGGAUUCGAUGA